AGCAAAUAAAAUAUAAUGGAAACCUGGACAAUAGAUCAUCAAACUAACUCUGAUACUCAGACUCAAGACCAAACAAGCGAAAUGGAGUCCCAAACUUGCUUUAAACAAACUAUCCAAGAAGUAAUUGAAUUAAUAAGCCAGAUAAAUAGUAGCCGAGCUGAGUCUAAACUUGAUGUUCCAGGCACAAAACCAGAAGUUAUAGCUCCAAAGCCUGAUUUGGUCACCAGCGACAUCAUUUCUACCGAGGAGAAUAAAUUUAACAAAGAUCUGAAAUUAAACAAUUUGAAUUCUGACUCGGAAUAUUCAGAAUCAACUGAGUGAAGUGAUGAAUCUCCCCAGAAAGGAAGAAGUCUGGAUGCAGCAAACACUCUCUCGUAG
Molecule: messenger RNA, 378 nt
Organism: Moneuplotes crassus
Lineage: Eukaryota; Ciliophora; Spirotrichea; Euplotida; Euplotidae
Source: the annotation of a GenBank genome assembly